AUGGCCGAGGCUCUGUCUUUUCUUUGUCCUCGCAAUCCAUCUUUCGGCCUGCAUCCUUCAUUCAAUUUUGAAGCUAUUAACAGAAAUCUGCUCGAAGAAUUCGACGAAGGGGAGUGCACUAUAGCUCCUAAAAAUGAGCAAAUGCCGGUGUUCCUGCGCGUUAGACCACUAAAUCCUGGAGAAUCGUCAACGAAAGUGGUGUUUACCCGAGGUCCAAAUGCAGUCAUAAUCAGACCGUCGAGAGAUGAAAAAAACACGCGGAGUGCGAUGUUCAAAUUUGGUCAGUCUUCGCACGAAUUUUCGUUCUCACGUGUUUUUGAUGAGACCACAAGUCAGUCGACUAUAUUCAAGGAGGUGGUCUCUGACCGCGUGAGUGAAUUACUCCAAGGUAUCAAUGGAUUGGUAUUCGCUUAUGGUACCACGAGCUCGGGAAAAACAUAUACACUGCAAGGUAGCGUUGAUGUCGUGAACGUAAAUGCAUGUUCACGCCUGAUUCCCAGAGGUGGCGACGAGUUAUGUGGAUUGACGGAUGAACAAGGGGAGGUCGUGUCCCGUGAGAAGGCGCUGCUAUUGCGCCUUGCAAAGACCGUCGAAAGUUCAUCAAGGACUUGUGCGCAAAACUGGGAAUCACAGCGACCAUCCGAUAGUGAGGAGUCUUUAGAGGAUCUUAGGGUAUCUGUUACCUGCAAAGAGUCAUUUGCGUACAGCUUUUGGAUAAGCUUUGUGGAGAUCUACAAUGAAAUAGCUUAUGACUUGCUGGAUCCGGAUGUGGCGCAGGUAGCAGUGAGGGCGAAUUCGACAGGAGGUAAUCAAUUGCGCGGAGUUGGACCCUGCGGAAUUCGUCGUACUCCAUUGGAACUGAGGACGGACAGAAAGGGGAACGUGUUUGUGAAAGGUCUGCGCUGGUUCGCUGUGUCUACACCAGAAGAAGCUCGUCAGCUUUUGAUGGUGGGUCGGUGUUGUCAGCAAGUCGGUGCAACGAAGCUGAACCAAAUCAGUUCCCGUUCGCACUGCCUGUUUUCGAUCAAGGCCAUGCGUGCCGCCAACAAGGAUAGCCCUCGUUUCGUUCGCGUGAGCAGCCUUACGUUCUGCGAUUUGGCGGGAAGUGAGCGUUGUGAGAAGGCAGCAACGCUUAAUCAGGCGCAUCGUCUGCGUGAGGCGAACAACAUCAACGCUAGUCUUCUUGCUCUGGGGAAAAAAGAGGCAUAUUUUGAUGGUGAAGUGAUGUCGGGAGCUGACCUGGUGGAGAUAAUAAAGGAGUUGAUGGAUACGGUGUCGCGGAUUCCGGAGGAAGUGGAGAAGGCGAAGAAGGAAGUGCACGCGCAGGUAUCAAGCGCGAUGGGAGAGGAGUUGCUGCGGAUGGAGGAGCAAUACGAGUCGUUGUUGCAGGCUCAGGAGAAGGAGUUUGAGGCGAAACUGCUGGGGCGAAAACGACGUGGCAAGUCUGUGUUGUCGAGGAAAUCAGUGUGUGUGAGUGAGACGUCCAUUCUGGUGGAUGAUUUGGAGGAUGUUGUGGAGGGGACGCAAGUUGUGGCACCGGUGGCGCCGUUGGAGAAGUUGGCGAGAGUAGUGGGGAACGAAGGUUUGAACGAUGAUGACGAGGUGGAGUUGGAGGAGGAGGAGGAUGUGUGCGCGAGUUGUGCAGAAUACGAAAAGGAGGUGGAGAGACUGAAGUGUGAGUUGGAGGAUGCGCGAGGCGACCUGGCCGACCAGCAGGAUGCCAUAUCGACAAUCACACAGGAGCGAGACGGUUUCCAAGUGGAGAUUCGGCGACUGCAAUACCUGCUCCAGUUAACCAAACAAUCGGAAAUUCUUGCGCCAGUCACCGGUGCUGGUCCGAAACCAUCAACCACGCUUUUUCCACCCCUGGUUUCGUGCGAAUCCAGUAAUGAGAAGGAAGCCAGUAACAGCUCAGGUUCGAUUGGUGUUGACCCCGCAGCAGCAAUAAAGAAACCACCGCGGAAGUUCUUCCCACCAAUCGUCUCGCCUGUUGCCAUAUCAGAAGACGAUGACAUAAUCCCCCCAACGCCUGCAACCGUUGUGAAGGUCAAGAGGCGGAGUUUGGUGGAGAUGGUGUCAAGGGUGGAAACGAGGCGGACUAGUGACGAGGCGUUGAGUUGCCUUCGGGGGGAGAAUGAGCAGUGUGUGUGUGGAUCUGAUGCUGGUGUUGACAGUGAGUGUAAGGUGAGCCCUGGUCUCCAAUCCUUCCUCGCACAUGAAGCGGAAGCCGCGAUCGCGAGUAGCGAUGUUGCCACUCUGGAGGCGCGGUGCAAUAAGCUUGAGGCAGAACUGGCCGAGAUGAAGUCGUCUUACGAGAAGGCAACAUCAGAGUUGGAUUUGCUUAAGAAAAGUGUGGCGCAGGUGGACGUGUCGUGCGAGACCGACUUCCAGUGGAUGCCAUCGGCGGUGGAAGGCAAUGUUGGAAGCACUGGUGUUUCGGAGGCUUCCAAUGCCGAAACAGCCGCCUCGAUGGCUGUGGAGGUGAAGGAGUCCGUGGGAGAGAAGCGAGGGAAACGCGGUGCUGGAGCAAAGGGCGUGAAACGCCGAAACCUUCGCUUGCGAUCGACGGCCACUGUGAAGGUGCCCAUUUCAGAAGCGCCGGACAGUGACUCGGAGAAUGUGUUGAGCGAACACCUGGCUAUAGAGAUGACUCAGAUUCAGGCCGCAAGCGCCUGUGGAGUUGAUGAGCCAAAGAUCAGUGCUGACGUGCUGUCGACGACUGCGGCGGCGCCUCCGAAAAGACGCGGUGGAAGAGCGAAAACAGCGGAGCCUCCUUCGAACCGGCGCGUCACGCGAUCGAUGUCCUCGGACGGUGGAGAUCAGGCCGCGUUGCCGAAGUUGUCGGCGGGUGUAGCGAUGCGAAAGCUCGCCCCCCUUAUUGAAACGAGUCAAUUCCUUCAGGCCGAGAACUCCCUCAUUCUGGCUGAAGAGGUGUCCCGUGGUAUUGCCAACCUUCAGUCUGACGUCGAUAGCUGCAAGCAAAAGUCCCUAUUGAUUGACGUACCUCCGCGUCGUGGCCAGAGGACACGUCGGGGCAAGGCUCCUUAG
Mesocestoides corti is the source of this 3048-nucleotide messenger RNA. The record is from the annotation of a GenBank genome assembly. NCBI's taxonomy places the organism in Eukaryota, Metazoa, Platyhelminthes, Cestoda, Cyclophyllidea, Mesocestoididae.